Suillus bovinus is the source of this 335-nucleotide messenger RNA. RefSeq lists its product as uncharacterized. NCBI's taxonomy places the organism in Eukaryota, Fungi, Basidiomycota, Agaricomycetes, Boletales, Suillaceae. The annotation marks the transcript as partial. The record is from RefSeq and is a predicted model, not a curated record. The transcript is spliced from 5 exons.
AGUUCAGAGCCCCUUCAACAAAGUUCGCAUCAAAUCGCAAUGCAUUUCUCCGAGUCCUUUCUCGUCUUCGUUACCACUGCUUUGGCAGCAUGUAUGUCUCAGCAAAUCUGGACAGCGAGUCGUGUUUCUGCUUUCGCAGUGCUAUGGCUGAUGGCACAACACGUAGUUUGUUGGAGUCAAGAUUUGUGCCGUGGCAUUCAAUAUUGCCAAAGUCUGCAUUAUCUGCAUAACGGCUGUAGCAGUCGAGACGGGACCAUUACUAACAGUGGGCGCGUCCAAGGCCUCGGACUCACCACGACUGACAUUAUUAUUGACCCAACCCUUGACGCGCGGAG